This is a messenger RNA of Neodiprion fabricii, 6707 nucleotides long. Its product is annotated as trehalase-like. Bases 223 to 2016 code for a protein of 597 amino acids. Gene Ontology annotation, molecular function: alpha,alpha-trehalase activity. The transcript is spliced from 10 exons. The record is from RefSeq and is a predicted model, not a curated record. Gene Ontology annotation, biological process: trehalose catabolic process. NCBI's taxonomy places the organism in Eukaryota, Metazoa, Arthropoda, Insecta, Hymenoptera, Diprionidae.
AGGUCUCUGAAACCAAUCGACGUACCUAAGAAGCGAAUAACGAUCGGUAAAAACGGCGCGAUCUGAUUCGGAAGCAGAUUUUUUGUUCCCCUUCGUUAAUUCUUUACGUUCCAUCGAUUAUUCAUAACUUGGUAAAUAGUUGGCGCAGACCGUGGCUUUGUUUAGGAGAAAUUUUUUGUCAACAUAUAUACACACGCAUUUUUAUGUAUAUAAUACAGUGAAAUGCAGAUGAUGUUGAAAAUACUGCAGCCGAUCUGCAGCCGGCGCAAUAAUUCACCUGUAAAAUUAUCGUAUUUAAAAUGUGUAUUGACCACUACUGGAAAAUCGGUGAAAUUGGUACGCAUGAAUUUUACCUUUGCAGAACCUUAUAGAUGCUCGAUCUACUGCCAAGGAGAUUUACUCAAAACCGUCCAACUCGCUGAAAUAUUCAAUGACAGCAAGACGUUCGUCGACCUCUACCAACUCAACGACCCAGAAGUUACGCUCAGCAACUUCAAAAAACUGAUGGAGGCAACGGACAACAAUCCGAACCACUCUCAGGUGACAGAGUUCGUGAGUGAAAAUUUCGCACAGGAGUCUGAUUCCGAGCUGGAAACGUGGUCACCGCCUGACUGGCAAGAAAAUCCGCCGAUACUGAAUCGCAUCAAGGAUGAAACAUACCGAAAAUGGGUAAAGGAGCUGAAUCGCAUAUGGCCUCAACUUGCCAGAAAAGUUAAACCCGAAGUGGCCGAACAUCCGGAAAGACACAGUCUCAUUUACGCACCGAACGGUUUCAUCGUUCCUGGUGGCCGAUUCAGAGAAUGCUACUACUGGGACAGUUACUGGGCAAUGCGCGGAAUGCUUUUGUGCGGUAUGAACGAUACGGUUCGAGGAAUGCUGGAGAACUUCUUCACUGUGAUAAAAAAAUACGGGUUCAUACCAAAUGGAUUCAGAAGCUACUAUCUCAUGAGAAGUCAGCCACCUAUGUUAGCGCAGAUGGUGGCAAGUUACAUGGAAGUUACCAAUGACAUUGAUUUCCUGAGGGCAAACAUUGCUACGAUAGAACUAGAGUUGGACUAUUGGCUCCAAGAGAUGUUCGUCGAGGUGAAAAAAGGCGGGAAAACUUAUCAAGUGGCCCGAUACACGGUCCACAGCGAUGUCGGACCACGGCCAGAAAGUUAUCGGGAGGACUACAACAACGCACAGAAGCUCGGGAGUGAUCGUUCGGAAAGUUUCUACACGGACAUGAAGGCCGGUGCCCAAAGUGGUUGGGACUUUACAGGUCGUUGGUUCGAUGAGACAGACGGGGUGCUCGGUAAUCUCACUACGAUCAGGACCAGGACGAUCGUACCUGUCGAUCUCAACGCCUUUUUGCAGAGGGAUGCCCAGCUUCUCGCCAAGUUUUACUUAUGGUUGAACGAACCUAAGAAAUCUGAGUACUGGGGCAAGAUGGCCAACCUCAUUCAAGACGGGCUUGACAACGUUCUCUGGAACGAGCAAGAAGAGAUGUGGCUCGAUUACGACAUCGAACAGCAGAGAUCGAGGAAUCGGUACUACGCCUCUAACUUCGCUCCCCUUUAUUGCGGAAGCUACAAUCGUUCGAAGGCCAAGGAUCUCGCCGGGAGCAGCGUUCGACAUCUUGAAAAACACGGCAUCACGCAGUUUAUGGGAGGCAGCCCCGUUUCUAAGGACAACACCGGGGAGCAAUGGGAUUAUCCGAACGCCUGGCCCAACAUGCAAUCGGUGAUAGUGUUCGGCCUUCAAAGAACCGGAUGGGAGCCUGCCACGUCCUUGGCGAAGGUCCUGGCGACCAGAUGGCUCCACUCGAACUACCUUGGAUUCUCCGAGUACGGAGUGCUGUUUGAAAAGUACAGUGCAAUCAACCCAGGAAAGUAUGGAGGCGGGGGUGAAUAUAACGUGCAAACCGGCUUCGGGUGGACACUCGGAGUGAUAAUGGAGUUCAUGGACCAAUGGGGUGAGAGUAUAAGCAGCGAAGAUAGCGCGUCGAAUUCGGACAGUGACGCAGCUGAGAGAUAAGGUCCCUCAGAAUUCAGGCAUUAUACGUAAAUACCUCAGAAGAAAAGUUCACCGAGAGCGCUUUCGUUGAGAAUUAGUCUACAAUGAUUUACUUAAGAAAGACGCUCGGCAAAUAUUAGUCGUUAUACCGUAUACGAUAAGGGUGGUAAAAUAAUCCGGUCCUAAUUGUUUUCCAAUAAUAUAACCGACAAUAUUAAUAUCUACGAAAAGUGCGAUAAAACUGUGGAGAAAAAGGAAAAAAAAAAAAUACCGUGUUGCAAAAAUAGAAAAGCAUAGUGAUUCUUACGGGCAAAGUGCAACUGUUUUAAAACAAAUUUUUGAAACAUGUGUUGAAUAAAUAUUGUAAUGCGAGGAGUGUCAAAUGCGUUCGCCAUCAGGAACUUGCUGAAUGAACGCCGUAACAGUAUUUUUAUGAUAAUAAAGCACGGUACAGAGAAAUACGCUUAAGUGGAUGUAAUAAUUGACAAUACGUUACGUUUGAAUACCGGCAGAUUCCAUUAGUAUAAAUUCCAUAAUAUAAUGCCUAAUUUACCUGCGAAUAGGCCGCGUAUGAUGUACGUAUACCUCGACGUAUACAGAUGUGCUGGAGACAUCAUAAAUACGGUUCAUCUAAUUACAGGUUAUUUAUUUGUAAUAUAAACAUACAAUACAUGCGCAUGUGCAUACGUGUACAUACAGGGUUUUGGCAAUAAACAUACAAAGCAUAAUAUUUAUUCAAGGGUUUCGAUAACGUAUAGUGUUACCUAUCCGCCUGCUGGCCGUUGCUGUAACCCAGUUUAAAAAAAUCCUUCAUCGAUACGUUAAAACGCACUGUAAUAGUUCCUUGGGAAAUCAUCCUCGUGACUGAAAAAAUAAUAUCCCUAAAUUUUUCAAAUUUAAAACUGCGCUGAAUUGGAAAUAUUAAUAUUACAGUAGGUGCAAUUUUAAAUUUGCCAAAGACGAGCUCUAGUGUUAUUGUGCCAAGCUCUGUUCACGUCGAAUAUUGUUCGUGAAGUGUGGUGAAAAAUAAAAUACAUUGACGAUCGCGAGUUUCCUCGCGAAAUAAAAGUAUCGCUCAGCUUUAUGCGUUAUAAUGCGGUAAGAAACCGAGGCAAGCGACGUGCGAAAAUAAAUGUGUCGUGUGUCGUGUAAGCUGUGGAUGUUGGGUAUUCGAAUGGUUCUUACGCUCUCGCCCUCCGCCAGUUGCGAGUAUCGUUGGAUCUAUUAGUUCCGGUCUCCUUCCGGAGAACCAGGCAAUAAAUUGUUGCAAUAUCGAAGAAGAUUGCGGAACAUACACAGCCACCCUGAAAACGAAACGUUUGCGCUAAUGAAACUGAUUACAUACCUUGCCAAAAGUGGCUGUAAAUUCUAAUGUUCACUUAUUUAUUUGUUUUUUUAUUUAUUUUUUUGUAUCGAUUGCGCAGAAAAUUAAGCGGUCACUUUUAAAUAUUAUCUACAAUUUUUUCCACCAAAAUGAAGCGUAUCGUUUAUUUAUGCAUGUUAAAAAAAAAAUUGAAGCUUAAGGGAAACGAGAAGAGAUCUGAUAUUCGAGGGCAAAGUGGGUAAGUGGAAAAAAAUGGGGUCACGUCAUUCUUGAACUGCCUCUGCAGGUCGUACGGCUGACGUGCCUUAUCAAAAGGACAUUUCUCGCUUCGCAGAAAUUGAAAAAUAAACGUCCGAAUUAAUUGCUGUGUAAAUUUUUAUUCCACGGUUCGAUCGAGACAGUUGAACGACUAUGAUGCAAUUCCACUCAAAUAUAAGCGGGCGUCUGAAAAAUGUGGAUAAAAUUGAAGUACUUUUUUGUGUGCGUGCCAGUCGCGAGUGGCAAGUGACAAACUCCGUAGCCUCUAACCACAUCAUGGCCAAAACAGUCCAAACCGUAAACUGACAGAAUCAACUGAGGCCCUAAAACAGAUGGAAAAUGGUAUUUAGUAAGUGCAAUCGAUGUAUUUUGCUAUUUGAAAACGUAAAAAAAAAAAAAAAUUCAAUGUUGAGAACGUCUGAUAUCUUAUCGUGCCACGGGUGAUUAUGCAUUGCUGCGAUAAGAAUAUUGUUACGUCUAGUAUUUAAUCUUUUAAAUUCUACGUAUACUAAUUGUAGUCAAAACAUUUUGAAACUUGGCAAACAUUGUAAAAGGUGGUUGUUCUGUUGUAUUUUUUUUUUUUUUAUUUCUAUUUUCUUAUUUUUAUGGGUUUUCAAGCUAUACCUACAUCCCUGGGGAUUGAUACUCUUGAACGCAAUAUCGAGAGGAAAGUUCCAAACAGCAACCUGGCGAGCGUCGAUGCUUUUUUUACUCAUUUGCGUAAGCCCCUCCUCGAUUCCCUGUGGAGUUGAAAAAUUUUGGUUUACAAUUCUACAUGCGACAUACUGUAUAUUAUUCAAAUCGGCGGAAUUGUUAUUGAGAGGAGAUCGUAGAAAUGAAAAUUAUCGGUGCGAUACACCCCUGUUUUACAUGUACUGUAGAGGAAUCUUUGAGGAUGAUACCCUACGAAAGCCUUUUGUCACGUUUUUCUUCCCAGCGUUUCAAUUGUAGUCACGAAUUCUCACAACCAGCUACCUCAUGAUCCAAUCUCGAGAGCGACAAGAGCACGUGCGCUCAAUCCCCGGUUGUGAAUAUUUUCCCAUUCAAUUUAUGCCGCGGUAUAACCGCGGGUGAAUACUUGGGUUACUCAUAGAGACGAAAUUCUUUCAACGAAAUUUAAUAACCUUAAGUGAUAUCUAUACUUCGAUGUGGUUAUGAGCUGUAUGGGUAAUUCUUUCGAGAGCGGAAGAAAACAAGAGGAAUAUAACAAUAAAAGAACAGUAUACCAAACUCCUUUCCUUUCAUCAAGAUUAUUUGAAACUAUCAAGAUUAAGUGGGUGAAUAAAUUUCUGCAAAAAUCGACCAAGCCGUCCGUAUUAUGUAUGUUAUAACAUGUAGCGUUAUUAAAAGCUUGGAAAGCGAUUAUUUGAAUGACAUGACUAAAGGCAAGCAGGAUCUUGUGCUGUACGCGAAGCCUAACAUUUGAAUAUAAAAUAAAUUUAUCAUCUAGCCCGUAAUUAAUUGGGCACUUAAAUUUUAUGGCUAUAACACCCAGGAAUAAUCAAGAUUCAUUCCGCGGUACGUUCAUCGACAUGUACAUCGAUUAUUGAUGGAAAAAAAAUUCUCCCAACAGAAGUUUAUGAUUAGCGCAAAUCGGAAAUCAGAUCAGUAACUUUUACGUUAUCAGUUUUUAUUAACUUACUUUAUUCUCUUAAAAUAUCUAACAGAAUGUUACCGACUGAUGUGAACACACGAAUCACUUCUUGUUACACGGCAGCUGCAGGUAAAAUGCAAAUCAAGUAUUUGAGGAAUGUAUAAAUUAUCUCCAUCGUUGAAUAACUCGCGUGAUAAUAAAUAAAUGAUUUUGUUGUCGUCACUGGAUUGAGCGCGUAGAAAUUUUCAAAUUAAUAACCGAGCAACGGUAGAUAAUAAUUGAAACUUUUGCCCAGUAUUGGUACAAUUACGAUAGUGGAUAAAACAAAAACCAUUUUUACAAUUUUUCCGUGAGAAAUGGAAUUGUUAGUACUGAGAAAAUUAACCAAGCGGUCGGAAUAUUGAAAUAAAAAAAAAAACACCGAUAAGAAAGUAAACCAAUAAUGUGUGAUAUGUAUACCCUGACGAUGCUCCAGUCCGGUCCAAAGUGGUAUCCAUAUUUGCAAUACACGUUAUCAAUGUCAUAGAAGUUUGCGUACUCGAUCGAUCCUGUCACUGAUAAGAAAAAUUCACCCUCGACUGACAUGGAUAUAAAUUACUUCUCCGUCAGAUCAGAUGAUAUUUUCUCUAUCGACUACCAAAGGUUUGCUUUUACGCGUUCGCGUUACUAUUUGUUGUGAAUUUCGUCAUUCUGCGUUGUCAUGACGAUAUCCGCGCGUUUCGACGAUUAACGGGUAAAACGCCUGAUGAAGUUUGGACAAGCAACUUGCGAUACAUCCGUGGUUCCAAAGAUAAUUGCGCUAGGCGCUUAUAUUCUACACCAAAUGACAAUUCAAGCAUUUCAUUACGAAUUAUCAAAAUUUUGUUAGGUACUCGGUGAUAAUAGCUCUUCACUUUUCCCGGUGAACUGAUUUAUUUCAUAAAUUUAACGAUCGAAUUAAAAGUAAUGUAAGAACCCAGUGAAACUUUUAUUAAAAUGAUUAUUUUUGGAAAUAAACUUGCAGUACUCUACUAAAAUAUACGAUCGGUAUUGAAGUAGCCACAAAAUUAUUCAAUGAAAAAUUUCGACUUCAAACUACUAACGCAUACUAGGUAAAACUUUAUUAACACGGCAAAAACUGUUAAAAAUGACAGCUUUUGCUUUUUAAUCGAUCGAUACAGAGAAUAAUAUAUACAAUAAGUAUUACUGUGUAAAUGAUAUCCUAAGUAACAGUUAUUAAUGUACUAAUGGGCAUUAUUAUUCAGAUUAAAUCACCGACUUGCUUAAUAUACAAUUUUUUUUUUAUACAGAACUGACCCAAGGAGCACUGGUCUUUACGAUUCAUCUUUUAUUCAGUUGGCAAAAUCAGACUUGAAUGAUUGGCAAUGGAUUAUAAAGACGCAGAAUAGCAUCGUUGAAUUGAGACUAAAAAGUAGCUACCGAUUUUAGAUUUGAGUCUAGUCUUGAUUCGAGUUUGAAUAUACACAUCCAUAAUCAAUAAUACGUACAAUAAUUUUGUCAAUUGAAGGGAAGUUUCAUUACUUAUUGUACAUCGUA